This is a messenger RNA of Symbiodinium pilosum, 3960 nucleotides long. The record is from the annotation of a GenBank genome assembly. Lineage: Eukaryota; Dinophyceae; Suessiales; Symbiodiniaceae.
AUGCUGACGCAGCGAGAAAUCCUCAUGGACGAGCUGGAAUCCCAGGCCAGCAUGCGCCGGAUGAUGUCAGAGUUCGUGCCUGCGGGAGAGUGCGAGUGGCGCAAGCCAAACAUGCUCCAAUCUGUCUCAAGGCACAUCAUCUUCAAAAUCCUGGUGAUGGUUGCGAUCCUUGCUAAUUCUGUGUACUUGGGGUUUGAUGCAGACCUCCAGGUGCGCAACAGUUACCGGCGCAUCCGGAAUCAGGAAAUCGUGUCGAUUCUGCCGGUCGCAGAUAUUGUUUUUCCAGCUGUUUUCGUCGUCGAGCUUGUUAUUCGUUUGGGCGCCGAACGGUGGAAUUUCUUCGAUGGCGAGGAGAAGUGGUGGAACAUAUUUGACAUUGUCUUGGUGCUGAACUCUGGUCUGGAGACCUUUUGGCCCUUUGCCAACUUCAGCUUCCUGCGCAUCCUCCGCGUUUUCAGACUCGUGCGCCUGGUGCGGGUUGUGCGCAAUGUGAAGAGUCUGAAAUCGUUGCGGACGAUGAUCUUCGCUCUGAUAAACUCAUUCGUGUCCCUGCUAUGGGCUUUCGCGAUGAUAUGCUUGAUCAUCUUUGUCUUCAGUAUCUUAUUCUGCAAUGGAGUUGCUGCCCACAACAACUCCAUUGAAGUUGGCCAGAAUUCCACAGCAUCCGGUGACCUUGAGGCCAUCGAGGAGGCUCUCCUGGCCAUUGACUACUUCGGUGGUCUCUGGGCCACUUGCAUCAGCCUCUUCAGCGCUGUAACAGGCGGGAACGACUGGAUGAUGUACGGUGAGAUGCUGAGGAGACUACGAUCUGAUGAGUCAGACAUCACUGGAGAGCUUUACUUCAUGGUGUUCGGCUUUUAUGUUGCCUUCUGCAUGAUUGGUCUCCUGAAUGUGGUCACAGGCAUAUUUGUGGACUCCGCCGUCUCUACACGGACUGAGGAUGAGGUUGUGGAUGCGUUCACCGAUCAGAUGGCUUCACGUUGCCGGGAAGUCAGGCGCAUCUUCAAUGAGGCAGACACAGAACGCAAAGGGGCUCUUACCUAUGAGCAGCUCAAGGAUCAGCUUAGCAAUCCUUGGGUGAAGGCAUACUUUCACGGCCUGGACAUCGAUCCCAAUGAGGCUGCGAUCAUCUUCACACUCAUGGACACGGACCACAAUGGGACUGUUACAGCUGACGAGUUUAUAGAUGGCACAAUGAAGUUGAAGGGCUCAGCCAAAAGUGUGGACAUGCUUCUGCUGAUGUUCGACCAAGUGCGGUUUAGCGCCAAGUUCAACUUCCUUUGCUCAUUUAUUGAGGAUGAGCUGCGCAGUAUCAAGUCGGUGCUGACUCCAGGUGGUGUGAGCAAAAGCUCGCCAGCCAAGAUCUUCAAGGCUCCGGAUACCUUAGGCUCGAAGCUGGACUGCAGCUUGGAGUUGCUACCAGAGGAUGAUGCGCAGCGUUUUGUGGCAGAUGACCUGAACUUGCUAACUGCGGUCUGGCUGCUGAUGGCCGUGCAGGUGUCAACUGCCUCCGCAAUAAGCGAUGAGGAAACCGGCGUCAAUUUGGGAAUUGCUGUCAUGCUGCUGGGUAGCAUCGGCUUCAUGAUGGGCAUCUUUUAUUUAGUCAACCAUGAGGACAAAGAGAUGCAGAUAUGCACCUGGAAGGUAAUUUGCGCCACAAUUUCGAUCUUCGUGUCAGUGCUGAUCUACCAGGCGGUCAAUGACGCAGUCAAGGCAAUGUUUCUUGAAGGCUCCUCGACUGUCAGCGCCAUGGAGGUGGCCUUUGCGCACAGCAUCGUGUGGUUCGUGAUCUUGCAGGUCUUUCUGGCCACAGUGUCAGGAGCCGUCAUUUGGCCAUGGUCUGGAAAGCUGGAUCGGUCUGAGGCCGGCGACAACAAGCGCAAGCUUGACUUGAAAUGCUGGGCCGUCAUCCUCGGUCACAUUACCGGAUUUGCUUUCAUCAGUGCCUGGGCACAGCUUCACGAACAGUUGGAUGGCUCUCUGGCCAUUUUCCCCAUCGCGUACUGCGUCCUGCGACUUUUCUUCAAGCUGACGGAGAAGGCGCGUGAGGUCGUCAUCUAUGCCGAUGAUGGCAAAAAGGAUGUUUUGGAAGAGGAUUGGGACGAGGCCACAGAGGAGACAGAAGAUGAUGUCAUGGGCCUGACAAUGUCGUUUCUCCUGGUGCAGACAAUCCGCCUUUGGGCAACUGGUUCCCUUCCAAACGAGGAGGGAAAAAUGCCCAAGGGCUCACACACCAGCGACUUGCAGGCAGCGUUGUUCAUGAUUGUCGGCAUUUUGAUAGCCUUCGCAUCCUAUGUGCGAACGGUCUAUUUUCCCAAUUACCAUGGCCGCAACGCGGUGUGGCUUCGAUUGAUCUGCGAUUUUUCCUUUUCGUGGACAAUCAUGUUCGGUAUAGAUGCAUUCCUGACCAAUGCUGGUCUGGGUGGCACAGCGUUCGGAGUUGUCGGAGAUGUGAUCACCGCCUGCAUAGUCACAGUUUGGGCCUUUGCCGUCAUCUAUUUCCUGGACAAGGAGGCGGAUAUGACCAAGCACUCCAUGGAGGCGCUUGGUGCAAGUCCCAACAGGAGAGACCAGGAGAAGGCAAAGCUGCAGAAGAGGAAAAGAGCUGCCAUGCGCGGUACCAUUUUAGCUCUGGGUGUGUUGAUCGGAUUCGCCUGGGAAAAAAGCUUCGACACCGCAGUGGAUGACACGGCGGAGAAGGAGAGCAAAAUCAUGCCACCAUCUUUCAUCAAGGUGGUGUUGGCUAUGCUCUUGGCAACGGUGGUGCUCCCAGCCUGGCGGUGGUAUAUUCUCCCAGAGGUCGUACGAUUGGGUGGUUUCUCGGACCCGAUGGACGAGGAAGCGGAGGACGCUGUUGAGAAGGCAGAGGAGGGCUACAACCCACCUAUGCUUCCAGAGGAUUUGGACAUGCGGCUGCAGGCCGCAGGGUGCGAGCGAGCAGCAGAAGAGGAUCGAGCAGUUGGAGCUGGAGAAGGCAGUGCUUUCACACGCUUUGAGAACUUACCCGGCUGCUUUGAAGUAGCCCUCAAUCAUGAAGCCGAGGUCGACGAGCUGGAAGGCGAGCUGCCUCCCCGAGCAAUCCUGGACGUGGUUCUUGGUCAAAGCUUAACUAGUAGGUCCUCCUCAUGCUUCGCCAUUUUGAACCGGUUUAUGCUCACCUCUACCAUCAUGAGCGGUUCCCGGGUCAGCCUGGUGCCCAUGGCUGGACUCGACCUGGUUGGUGAAGACGAGGAAGAUGAGGACGUAGCCAGCGGAGCUAUGGAGGAAGCCAUAUUCGUUCAAGCUCUCGCCGUGCCUCUGAUCCGUGAGCCCGCCCCUGCGCCUUCGUCUUUCGUGAAGGCCCUUUGCUCAGAGUAUCCCUGGCUCUGCGGCAAUCCUCUCGAGUGCCGCACCUCGCAAGGCGAGGUGCCCACGCCAGAGGAGAUGAAGCAGGAGCUGAAGCAGCUGUAUUAUCAGGUGGUCAAGACGCCGGGCAAGCCCAACAUCAAUUCGUGGUGCUUCACGAGCCCUUCCUACUGGGAUCUCGUUGUGAAGGAGUGUCUCGCCAAGGGUGAUUCUAUGGCCAGCGCGAGAGCGCAGUUCCGCUACUCAGUGCUGAUGCACCCCUUAGAUGAGAUGGACGCUAGCUACUGCUUUCUGGCGGGCCACUGCCAGAAUGAGGAAGUGUCGGCUCAGACCACUGCGAAGCAGGGCAUCGAGAUUUGCAACCGGCGCUACCCUGAGCCUGGUGGUUGGCAAAGUGUAGGUUUUCGUGAUAUACCGAACACGACGCUGGAUUUCAAUCCUCGGACUGUGGACACGUAUACACACUUCAACACCACGGAGCAGGCCGUACCCUAUGCCAAGUUGGCCUGUGCUCAGGGCAACUACCACUGUGAUAUAGUGUACUGCAAGGAGACCUACUGCAAGACGGAAUAUUACCGCAAGAAGUAUCAGCACCUUUCACCAUCGCCGCCGUAG